Messenger RNA from Lineus longissimus, 941 nucleotides. RefSeq lists its product as uncharacterized. The transcript is spliced from 3 exons. The coding region runs from base 119 to 838 and encodes 239 amino acids. NCBI's taxonomy places the organism in Eukaryota, Metazoa, Nemertea, Pilidiophora, Heteronemertea, Lineidae. The record is from RefSeq and is a predicted model, not a curated record.
ACUCAAGAACUUGGUGAGUGGUAUUGGUCAGUGUUCCAGAUCAGAAAAGUUUACACGGACUAAGAAAAUAUGUCAAUCAAUGCAUGUUUAAUUGCGAUACAUGCUAACAUAAUAGCUCAUGACUAUAAUGGCUGUCCUGAGACAUUCUAUUAAAUCAAUUCUUGUUUACGUUCUGUGUGUCUUCUACGCCAAGGCAGAAACAACGAAGAUACCAACCCAAUUUCCCAACAGUUCUUCAACCACCUUUUCAUCAUCGACAUCUGAUGAUCUAACAAGACCAGUCUCUGUCCAUUCAACCACUACCACAGAACAAUCAUAUUCGCCUACGGACACCCCGAUCACAUCCACCAACUCAACUGCUCCCGAGGCAGAGGGAAUCGAAUACAAACCAUGGGAAGUGUUCGGCGUCAUUCUGCUAUUGGCGCUCAUUGCCAUAGGAAUAUGCGCGGGAAUAGUUAUCAAGAAGCGAAGGCGACGGGAGAACCGGGCGAAGCGCCUAAAAGAUGAACCGUCAGUUCACUAUACGUCCAAGUGGAAUAGAAAGAACACAGCAGAUCCUCCAACGAAGAUAUUCUCAUCACCAGUUUUCGUCGACCCCUCUUCUCAAACUGUGCGCGAGGGGAGCGAGCGGUGCCCUUCAGAGGACUCCGUAAUCUCAUCAGAAGUGGGCGAAAUCCGUAUGAAAGAAGAUGAACUAUCGCCAUCUUUGAAUACUAUCCGCAGCGACGACAACAUACAAGGCAUUGGUGGUGCUUGUAAUGUGCAAAACGACGUGAAGGAAUCAAUUUAUGACGUUCCGCCCGUUCAUCAUGUCGACACCGCAAAGCUAGUAGACUGAGGAUGGACUAUGAAAAAACAUAUGAUUUUGUUUCUUCGUAAUUGCAGCACUAGUUUCCAUUGGCUUACGAGUAGUAAUUUGAAUAAAUAAGUAGUGAUUUAAA